Molecule: messenger RNA, 2340 nt
Organism: Haliotis rufescens (red abalone)
Lineage: Eukaryota; Metazoa; Mollusca; Gastropoda; Lepetellida; Haliotidae
Product: prostaglandin reductase-3-like
Exons: 13
Coding region: 136-1191 (351 amino acids)
Cellular component (GO): mitochondrion
Molecular function (GO): oxidoreductase activity; zinc ion binding
Source: RefSeq, a predicted model, not a curated record
UUUGUGCUCUAUCAAUGGGAGGCUACUCUCAGAUUUUGCGAGACUUGUUUACAUGGACUAUGAACCUGACAAGCACCUGCUAAAUGUUCGAGAUCCUGUAACCUAGGUCAUAAGUAAGCUUCUAUUAAAACAAUCAUGGCAUCAAGACAGAUCCCACAAGUGAUGCGGAAGAUCGUCUGUACCCAGCUGAGUCCCAAGUUCAGGGAGUCCACCUCCAUCAUCGAGGCCCCCAUUCCGCAGCCUGGCCCCAAGGAUGUGCUCAUACAGAACCAGUAUGUGGGCAUCAAUGCCUCGGACAUCAACUACACAGCAGGGAGAUACGAUGCCACGCUUAAACCACCGUUCGACAUCGGUUUUGAGGGUAUUGGUGAAGUGGUGGCUGCUGGUGAUCAGAGCAAGGUGAAGGUCGGCCAGUCAGUCCUCUAUAUGGUGAUGGGGGCUUUCACAGAAUACAAGCUUCUGCCAGCCAAACACGUGAUUCCUGUUCCGAGUUCCAACCCAAAGUUACUUCCCUUUCCUGUGAGUGGGUUGACAGCUGCCAUCAGUUUAGACAAGGUGGGGGAGAUCCAGAAAGGAGAGAAAGUUCUUGUGACAGCUGCAGCCGGGGGCACCGGGCAGUUUGCUGUCCAACUGGCGAAGCUUGCUGGCUGUCAUGUUAUCGGUACAUGUUCUAGCGAGGAAAAAGUGAAAUUUCUAAAGAGUCUUGGCUGCGACAGACCCAUCAACUACAAAGUGGAGAGUGUCAAAGAAGUCUUGAAGAAGGAAUACCCGGGCGGUAUUGAUGUGGUGUACGAGUCUGUGGGAGGAGAGAUGUUUGAUACUUGUGUCAACAGUUUGGCAACAAAGGGUCGGUUGAUCGUGAUUGGCUAUAUCUCGGGCUAUGAGAGUCAGACUGGGUUCAAACCUUCACGGACAUCAGCUCUGCCACAACGGCUUCUGCCCAAAUCAGCAAGUGUCCGAGGUUUCUUCUUGUUUCAUUACACCAACUAUAUACAGGAGUACAUGGCCAAACUCAUCACACUCCUCUCCCAGGGCAAGCUGCAGAGCGUGAUAGACCAAGGGGAGACAACUCCCACAGGGCCCUUUGUAGGGCUGGACAGUGUUGCAGAUGCUAUAGAUUACAUGUACCAAGGCACGAACAAGGGCAAGGUCGUGGUUCAGCUGAAGGCCUCCACAUCCAGCAAGCUGUAAAAGCAGUCACCAGGACAGUAGUACACUGAAUUUUCCAGGCAAUGUUUCCGGACACUGCAAUCAAAGACAAUUUGUGAAAUCAGGGAUCUCUUAAAAAUGUCAAUAUGUCUUCCCCCAAAGAUUGGAUAACGAGUUCUUCUUGGCAAGGGCAAGACAAUAUCAUUAAUCAAAUCUGUUACUCCAGUGAAAUACCUCACUACAUGAAGAUCUGACAAGCCCUAUCAGGUGAACUAUCUAAAUCAGCCAAUCAGGCCUCUAAAUUCAUUGAGCAGAAUUAUUACAUUUUGUAUCAUUAAGAUGAACAUAAACGACCAGUUCCAAAUGGAAAUAAUAAAGGUUGAACUGUGUUUUGUUUAGAAUACACUUAUUGUGUUACUUGUUUGAUGACGCUCCCAUCAUGUUCUGAAGUUUCAUGAGACUAUUCUGAGUGUUGUGAGACCUGUGCCUUGAAUAAAUCAAUUGUGAAGUCCCUACAAACCGAGUAUGUCACGCCAUCAACUCCAGGAGAGAUUCCCAUCAUGCAUCUAUAUUGUUUCAGCAGCGGAAUAUUACGGGUGCCAUGGCAGCUUCCUCAAAAGGGAGUACCUUCAAAGGAUGCUUGCGUUUGUGGGUUUUCUUUUGUGAAAAUCAAAAUUUCUGGUUUUGGUAAGGAACUGAAGCCAAAAGCUGUUUUAGGAAGCUGAUAUCUGAUUGGCUCAAGAACACACACAUCCUUCAUAUAGAAUGGGCUGUCAAGGUUCACUUGAGACAGUCUGCGAGGUGGUUGUAGGGUCAUGGUAUGGGGUUGCAGACAGGAACAUGGGUGUAAAUGAUCUGAUUUUAUUUGGAUUGAUGGGAAGCCUACAUCAUGUGGCCGUAACCAUCUUGCUACACAGAUGUGUUGAUCAUCACGCCAAGAUGCAGGAGUGAAUCAAAUUUGAGGUUAAUUGAGAAUAUUAGACAUGAAAAAGAAAGAAUAGCUUUUAACCCAAAAUAAGUAAUCAUCAUCAUUCUCACCCCUGGGUGUCAUCAAGUUGUGAAAGUCAUCCAAAACACAUCGUGUGUUUAGGAAUAUCUUCUUUACAAAUUGGUAGCAGUAUACAACCACCGCUGAUUGAAUGAUUGAUAAUCUGUCAUGUAAUUUGGAAAUAAAGCUAUUUCUAUAUCAGA